Molecule: messenger RNA, 2077 nt
Organism: Acanthoscelides obtectus
Lineage: Eukaryota; Metazoa; Arthropoda; Insecta; Coleoptera; Chrysomelidae
Source: the annotation of a GenBank genome assembly
CAUUUUUCUUCAAAACUUAAUAUAAUAAAUUGGAAACUGAUUAUCAAAAUUAACUCAAACUUUGUGUGUAAGGUUACAACACAUGCGACUAUUUGAAAUAUUAUGCUGGUGAGUGUCAAUUUUUGUUCAUGGCUAGGUAGAUCUCUUUACUAGCAUCCCUUGCACUUUUUACCCUUAUUCGCCGCUAGUGUGAUUCCACGUUCUUUUUAAAUCUUUAAAACGUUUUCCUCAAAUCAACACUCAACAGUGACAUUGGGCAAAUUCUUUCCGUUUCGUAUCAACUCUGUAAACUUUUUUCUUAAUUGACGAUUUAAUUGUUACAUACAAUCGUGGAAUAAUAGAUGGUAUUAAUUUAAUCAAAGAACACUAUACUUAUUUUUUACAAGUGCAAAUUACAUGAAGGCCAAGAAUCAUUCACACGUAAUAAAAAAGAGAACUCUCCCUAUCAACCGACUACACUUGAAAACUAGCAAUAAGUUAGAAGAGCAUCGCUCUGAUCCAUAGAUACAAAAUUGUAAUGUAUUUCUUCACUAUCUUGUUCUACGUACUCGUAGUCAGCUUUUGUGCAUUGAGUAUUUGUUAUGCGGAACACAGAUGGAAAAGAAGAAGAUGGUACUUAUGCUCUAAGAAUGUACCUGGACCUAAAUCAUUUCCAUUCAUAGGAGCUGCGUAUAUUCUUCUGAUUGAUCCUAAUGAUCUACUAAAGGUAAUCACAGACAAAAUUGAUUCAUAUAGAGACAUUUUAAAAUUCUGGAUGGGUAACAAACUACUGUACUGUCUAAUGAACCCUAAGUAUAUCGAAAAGGUUAUCAACAGCACCAAAGCAUUGGACAAGGAUUGUUUUUAUGAACCUUUCGCACAAAUGACAGGAGAAGGACUAGUGACGUUAGGAGGGGCUAAAUGGAAGAGGCACCGAAAAGUCAUAACUCCAUCGUUUAACCAGAGAGUUCUCGACAGUUUCGUAGUGCUAUUUAAUGAAAAAGGUGUUGACUUGGUAAAGAAACUGGAAAAACAUGUUGGCCAGAGGAAUGUGCCUGUAUACUCUAUUCUAGGCAAAAUGAUAUUAGAACUCGCUUGCCAAACUUCUAUGGGGGUGGAGUUAGAUGUUGAAUCUCUAGAACGCAGACUUGAUGAAGUUUUAGACAAGCAGAUACACCUCUUCACAGAAAAAACAUUAAUAUUAUGGAAUCACUUCGAGGUUAUAUGGUACUUGUCAGGGAAGAAAAAGAUGUACCAGGAUUACAUAAACAGAUUUGGGAGUAUUAUUAGUGAGGUUAUCAAAAAGAAAAUUAAAGACGAAAAGCCAAAUGAGCAAAAAAAGCUAGGUAUAUUAAACAAUUAUGGAGAUAUUCCUGAAAAACACGCGUUUUUGGAUACGCUCAUAGAAAAUACAGAUUUGGAUGAAAAUGAAAUCAGGGAUGAGGUGAACACGUUCAUAUUAGCAGCAACAGAAACCACUACUAAUGCCCUGGCUGCCAUACUCACCAUGCUAGGGAUAUAUCGUGAUGUACAGGAAGAAGUAUACAAGGAAAUCAUUGAUGUAGUUGGUGUAGAGGGAGAAGUAAUGCCACAAGACCUUAUCAGAAUGGAGCUCACCGAAAGAGUAAUCAAAGAAACCUUAAGGUUAUUUCCUGCCGGACCUGUCAUGUCUAGAUACGUGUCAGGAGACAUAGACAUUGGUGACAAUAUCAUUAUACCAGAGGGAGUAUCAGUCGCUGUUCCUUUAUUGUACAUUCAUAGAAAUGGCGAAAUUUAUGAAGAUCCGUUGAAGUUUGAUCCAGACAGGUUUUUGCCAGAAAAUGUGGCAAAGAGACCUCCGUCGACUUACUUUGGAUUUUCUCAGGGCCCUCGAAGUUGUAUAGGUAGUAAAUACGCAAUGAUGAAUAUGAAAGUAAUUUUAGCCCAUGCUAUCAGACGUUUGAAAUUUUUCUCUGAAUACAAAUCAGUCGCAGACAUCGAAUUAAAGAUGACCAUGCUUCUAAGAAUGAAGCACGGACCAAAAGUAUGGGUCGAAAAAAGAUGAUCAUGUGUAUACAUAGGCUGUGUACUAUUUAGUGGCAGUAAAUCUUGAAUUCCA